Messenger RNA from Guillardia theta CCMP2712, 1197 nucleotides. RefSeq lists its product as hypothetical. NCBI's taxonomy places the organism in Eukaryota, Cryptophyceae, Pyrenomonadales, Geminigeraceae. The coding region runs from base 1 to 1197 and encodes 398 amino acids. The record is from RefSeq and is a predicted model, not a curated record. The transcript has 16 exons.
AUGCAGGCGAUGCAGGCGAUGGAGAUGAGCCUGGCGCAUGUCGACGGGAACACGUUGAUGAAGUGCAUGCAGACAUGCAGGUCCAUGCGCUCCUGGAUCAUGAGUGAUGAAUCGGAGAAUCAAUGGAUGAACGCGUGUUUGUGCGAUUACGCUUUCACCGACAAGCGGCUGCCUUUGGAGAGUAUGGGGAAUGCUGCUACACACAGGAGCAAGGAAGACCUUUCCUAUUUGAGGCGCGCGGCCCAUAGUUGGGUUGCAAUCUCUGAUUGGCUGAAAAAGAACGCCCCUCCGAUGCAUGCAACGCUGAUGCCCGGGGUGAAACGGGAAGAGAUGGAGAAAUUUGAGGGUGGAGGCACACUUCCUUCAGCACUGAAAGCGAUGUUCUCUUCGAUGGAUAGAUACCGGAUCCACAACGGGCAAGAUCCGAGAAGAGCAGCCAUAGACAUAGCAAGAGACGAUUCCACCUUUUUUGGCUUGUUUGGAGGCUACAAUUUUUAUGACCAUGUUAUCAACUUGCGCAUGUUGUCGCUUGAAGUGGGGUUGAAUCUUGCAGAACAGCAAGCAGCGUCCUUCUCGUUCUCUGAGAAUGCCGGAUACCUCAGGACAAAGUCGGAUCCCCAAGAUGCUGGCGUGCUGAAGUGGUUCGAAGACUUUGCUGCUCGUGUGGCUGCUCAGAACUUUGAGUUCAAGCCAAUCGUCCCCGCAGCUCCAUUGCUGGGCCUCAGCCUCUAUCCCCGUUGCCCUCCUACUGGUGGAGAAGCAACGACGCAGAGCAUCAGGAUCCGGGGUUCUUCGAUCUUUGUGCCCGAGAAGACUAGAAUCAACUACUGGUUCACCUACUGCUUCAGGAUGUCGGCCGUUGCUGCUCUUCCGGCUGAGUGGGGAGGAACAUGCCAACUCGUAACGAGGCAUCUUGUGUUCAGUGAUAGCAUCAGCGAAUCUCCCAACAUAGUGGAUGGCGAGGGCGUGAUCGGCGACUUUCCUAUCCUCAAGUUUGGACGGCACCAGCGAUCUACUGGCCAACCAGAGCAAGAAGGAGAGUACGAGUACGCCAGCUGUACAGGCGUUGACAGCGACCUCGGAGAAGUGUCAGGGUCCUUCAGAUUCGUCCCCGGAACUAUCAAGGCGCCCAAGGGCCCUCCGUUUGACGUCAAAAUCCCUAAUAUCAAGCUAAUUGUCCCUGACUACAUCUCCUAG